Microplitis demolitor is the source of this 1104-nucleotide messenger RNA. RefSeq lists its product as uncharacterized. The record is from RefSeq and is a predicted model, not a curated record. NCBI's taxonomy places the organism in Eukaryota, Metazoa, Arthropoda, Insecta, Hymenoptera, Braconidae. Bases 1 to 1104 code for a protein of 367 amino acids. Gene Ontology annotation, molecular function: DNA binding. The transcript has 6 exons.
AUGUUGAAAAAUGACAAGAAACAGUUAUAUGCACUCGUACAAUGGGUAGGGAGGAAUCAUGAUAAGACUUAUACUCCUAGUAUCCCGAUCGAAUGGAUCAUGGAUUUCGAUUUACAGCGCUAUUUGACAGAAAAAGAAAAUUUAGAAGAAAGCUAUAUUGUUCUGUGGCGACAAGGAAAGAUAGAAACAUGGAAAAAUUAUGAUGCCUAUGUAAUCGAGGUCUCGCAUUCCUGUAAAAAUUUAGAAAGAGAAAUAGUAAGAUUGGAAGGGAUAGUGUCUCCACUGAAAGUAAAAAGAAAUGGUCAAAAUAAUUUCGUUCCAAAACGAGCCAAAAAAUCUGCUACUGAUAGUACUAAUAAAAGAACUCUUGAAAAUGAUUACGAUACAGAAUCAGAAAUUAUAUCGCUGAUUCAAGUUCAUACAAAAAAGCCUAAAAUUGUUAAAGAAAAUCGAAAGAAAGAUUGUUCCUCUGUUAAAAAAAACAACAAUAGUUACGAUAAAAGCAGUUGCAGUGAUAACCAUGAUAUUUUCAUUGAAGACGAUGAUAAUGACACGGAUUUUAUUACGAUGAGCAAAAAAGUUUUGAAAGAUAAUCAACAGAUUAAAGAUGGUCUCAAUUUAUUAUUUAAUGAAAUACAGGAAAUUAAAGUUGCUCAGAAUGAACUAAAACGAGAUGAUGGCAAAGCAAGAAAUCCAAAUAAUGCUGAGAAUGAACAAGUGGAAAUCGGUCAUCCAGGUAGUAAUGUUCAUGUCACACGCCAACACUAUGAAACUGCAAAUAGUCGCGACAAUUUUAUCAAAAUGACAAUUUCUCUUAUCAACGCCUUAUUUUCAAAAGAGACCCUCAUCCAAAGUAAUUGCUACGGUGAAAAGAGUAGAAUUCAAAAAGAUGCUCCAACUCGACCUGGAUUAAAUCCAAUAAAUAUUGAUGCCGUGAAAGACACUGUCAAAAGCAAGUUUCCUCGUGAAUACAAGCGUGGUUUAUUUGGGAUGGCCAUAAAUGAUUAUUUGAAUGAUUUGCGUCGUUUGCAAAAGCAGUUCAAUAUUAUUGACGAUGGUGAUAAUGUUAAUGAUAAUAAGAGUAAUGAUGGAGACUCUUCAUAA